Molecule: messenger RNA, 2024 nt
Organism: Vicia villosa (hairy vetch)
Lineage: Eukaryota; Viridiplantae; Streptophyta; Magnoliopsida; Fabales; Fabaceae
Product: 12-oxophytodienoate reductase 1-like
Exons: 3
Coding region: 242-1312 (356 amino acids)
Molecular function (GO): FMN binding; oxidoreductase activity
Source: RefSeq, a predicted model, not a curated record
AUGGUGAGGAUUCACGUACAAACUUGACUGCAAGAUCAAAAACGAUAAUGUCAGCAAAAUAUCAUAAAUUCCCUCACCAGACUCCAACUUUUAUUUUAGCAUAAAACAAAACACCAUUGAAUUUCAUCUUCAUACUCAAGAACACAUCUUCAUAAUUAAUUAAAUAUCGAUCAAAUGGAAAUGACUGGUGACCAAAUUUAAUCUUUCUCAUAGGUACUAAUACCAGAUAAUAUAUUUUCAUAUGAUUGUUUUAAUUUCCUUUGCUUCUGAAUUCAAAUUGUUUAAUUUCAGAGUAGUUUUGGCACCGUUGACCAGAUCUAGAUCCUACAACAAUGUUCCACAACCUCACCCUAUACUCUAUUACUCUCAAAGAGCCUCUAAUGGAGGUCUUCUCAUAUCAGAAGCUACUGGUGUUUCUGAAACUGCUCAAGGAUAUCCAAACACGCCAGGUAUUUGGACAAAAGAGCAAGUGGAAGCGUGGAAGCCUAUUGUAGAUGCUGUUCAUGCCAAAGGUGGCACAUUCUUUUGUCAACUUUGGCAUGUUGGAAGAAUGUUUGAUUCUGCUGGUAAAACACCAGUAUCUUCUACUGAUAAAAUACUCUCACCGAAAAUUGGAGAUGAUGGUAGUGUAAUAUCACGAUUCAUACAACCGAGGAGACUAAGAACAGAAGAAAUUCCUGAUAUUGUCAAUGAUUUUAGACUUGCUGCAAGAAAUGCUAUUGAAGCUGGUUUUGAUGGAGUUGAGAUCCAAGGGGCUAAUGGCUAUCUACUUGAGCAAUUCAUGAAAGAUAAAGUGAAUGAUAGAACAGAUGAAUACGGUGGAUCUCUUGAGAAUCGUUGUCGAUUUGCUUUGGAAGUUGUUGAAGCUGUUGUGAAUGAGAUAGGAGAAGAAAGAGUUGGAAUAAAAUUAUCACCGUUUUCGGAGCUUGGAGAAUGUGGAGACUCAGAUCCUAAUACAUUGGGGCUUUAUAUGAUUGAUGCUAUUAAUAAAUUUGGUGUUUUGUAUUGUCAUGUGGUGGAACCGAGAAUGGAUAUUGUUGAUGAAAAAACUGAAUGUGUUUACAGUUUGGAGCCAAUGAGAAAAGCUUUCAAUGGCACUUUCAUGGUUGUGGGAGGUUAUGACAGAAAAGAUGGGAUCAAUGCUAUAGUUGAAAACAGGGCAGAUCUUGUUGCUUAUGGUCGUUUGUUCAUAUCUAAUCCAGAUUUGCCAAAGAGAUUUGCACUUGAUGCUCCUCUCAACAAGUAUAAUGAGAAAACAUUUUAUACGUUUGAUCCAGUUCUCUAUUAUACUGACUACCCUUUUCUUGAAUGAUGAAAUACAUGUUGUAACAUGUAGUUUUUUUUAACUCUAUUAUGAAAUUACGUAAUUAACUGUGUGUUGACUUGUAAAUUGCUCGUGUAAUUUUGUCUUAAAAGUUUGUAAAUUCGUUCAUGUAAUUUUGCCUUAAAAGAUGGUGAUUGGAGUAAAGGAGAAUUACAGGAAGUUACCGAAAAAUAAUCAAAGAAAGAAUGAUCAUGAAAAAGAAGAAACUUGUGACAUGAUGUACAUUAUAUUGCAAGAAUAUUUGGAGUAUGUGGUGCAAUGUGUCUCUGCGAUGAAGGUUAUAUGUUGUCACACAAUUGUGUGUGACAUAAGCAAUUAACUAACGUAGACUUGGAGUCUGUGGUGCGCUGUGUGGCUACUGUGAAGGUAUUAUGGUUUAACAUAUGUUUGUGUUACAUAGGCAUGAAGGCCAAUGUAGGAAGACUUGGAAUCCGCAAUGCGAUCUAUCCCGCACGAAGGCUAAAGUUUGGACUUUCCCCAUCUGAUCCAAAACCUAAUUUCUAGUUAUGAAUUACUAUUUAAGGAAAUAAAAAAGAGAAAUUCAGGGUUGCAAAAAUAUGAAGUAAAAAAUGGGAGGAAAUGUUAGAAUAAUAAUUCAAGUGUGAGUUAGAGUCUCACAUUGAUUAUAAAUGUGGAGACUUGAGCAUUUAUAAGUAGGAGAACUCACUAACAUAUCAUCUUAAGAUUUUGAAUGAAUAAA